This is a messenger RNA of Magnusiomyces paraingens, 237 nucleotides long. RefSeq lists its product as uncharacterized. Gene Ontology annotation, cellular component: membrane. The coding region runs from base 1 to 237 and encodes 78 amino acids. The transcript has 2 exons. The record is from RefSeq and is a predicted model, not a curated record. Lineage: Eukaryota; Fungi; Ascomycota; Dipodascomycetes; Dipodascales; Dipodascaceae.
AUGCACGCUAGAGACUGGCUUCUUGCUUUCCUUGCUCUCAUCUUCCCUCCUAUCCCUGUCAUUUUUAAACGUGGUCUUUGUACUGUCGAGUUCCUAAUCUCGAUCAUUCUCUUGAUUUUUGGAUUCCUCCCCUCAGUCAUUUACUCUUGGUAUAUCAUCUCAAAGUACCCCACAGUCGAACACAUCCUUAUUGUCGACUGUGAUGGACAUAAUCACGAUGGCUAUGGUGCUGUUUAA